UGCAUCGCCGGACGAUGCCUUUCGCGUUUGAUUUGCGUUGAUCGAGUUUGUGGAAGGUUGUGUAGUGUCGAGGUGCCGUAGGGGGCUUGGAAGCUCUUCCUGCCUACAGGUCGUCGACUUGCUACAUGUCUGACAUGCGACGUGGCCAAUGGUGUGAAGACACGGUGGAAACUCCCAUCGCACGCAUUGGAGGGGAUCGAGAGCGACAAUCGGAGGAGAAACGGGAUGAAGCGACAUGUAGCACGUCCGACUGCUGUGACAGGUUGACGGGAAAAAAUCCGGUCUGUCUAGAUGUGGGAGGCGUAAACAGACGACCAUGUGGUAUUUCACAUUCAAUACACGGGAGACUAGAGAGACAUUCAAGAAGUUGCUACAGUCGGACAGCAAGCUGCUACAGUCGCACAGCAAGCUGCUACAGUCGAACGACAAGUUGCUACAUUCGACGUCUACUUGCUACAUUGUGUCUACUUCUCAUUAGCAGCGCUGUCAACACUGUAGCGGCUAACGACUUCGCAUCACACUCGGAUUCCUACGGCACGUCGGAUUUGGAGUCGCUGCUUUGGAUGCGAGACAGUGUCAGUGUGGCGGAUGGUCUGCAGGAUGUCGUGGCGGUCGUUGGUAAGGCGUUUCGUUAUGAGUUGCCAGCUGAGGCGUUUCGCGGCUAUGUGGAUCGCUAUGAGGUAUUUGAGUCUGGUCAGAAGUUGUUGCCCGAGUGGUUGAGCUUUGAUUUAUCAUCACAGAAGUUCAUCGGUGUGCCACAAAGUAAACACGUUGGGUUGACAUACAUUGAAGUGAUGGCACACGGAGCUGUUAACAAGAGUGCUGAUGCGUCACUCAACUCAAACGUCGCAUCAGACAUUUUUGUUAUUGACGUAGAGCAAGUGCAUCCUAUUGGACAGAGUCUGAUCGACUCGUGGAUGACGGAGGGUUCUCGGACAGCAGAGAAGUCGGCUCUUGCUGAUUGCACACAAGACUCUAUGUUUCGUUUGGCGACACUUCAGUUGGACUCAUCAAUUGAUUCACUAGAUGGAAGGUCGAGAUAUUGGCUGUUGAUCAGCAUUUCGAAACAAUUUAGGUUGACAGUGUCAGAUGUGAGCGUCGGAGAUAAACCAUUUACAGAGCAGGAAGACUACCGGUUGAUGGUAGUUGAUAGUGAACGUGUAGGCGAUGCUGUGUGGUGGACAGAAGGAUGUGACAGUGACAAGUCAGUCAACGAGAGGUUGGUGAAAUAUCGUACUGCGCUACUGGGCAUUGAGAAAGAUGGAGGGAAGGUGGGAGUACAUGACAUCAGCGUUACCGAGUUGAUUCUAUCUACAGGCUGGCUGACUCGUAGACAUCGAGUGAGGCGACAAGCGGACAUGUCGAACCACACAACGACUUCCAUUAUGGCUACACCCACGGUCACUGUUGCUAUGCCGACAGUCAAAGGGUUAACACAGACGAUCUCACCGACUAUAACUCUUGGAUCACUCAGUCAACCGAGAGUUUUAGUCACAACUAUGAGGGUUAACACACUGGGUACUCUCUCACUGACUGUUAGCACUCCUUCUGUGUCACCGUCUGCUUUUUCGUCAGUGGGUACACCAAGUACGGUACCAAGUGCACCUCGACCGACAGUCCCAUCGACUGUCAUACCGACGACGUCUCUCAGCAGCAUGACAGUCGAUUCGAGACCAGUGCCAUCGGUCACCACAGUUGCAUCACCCGUUUUGCGUCUCAGUUCUAUCUUCAUAGCAACCGUGUUGCCGUCGAGUAGACCAGUGGUGACAACGAGUGUGGAGGCGACACCCAGUGUGUCGUCACUAUUUGUAUCUAGUCGUACUUUGUCUAGAUCAUCGCUAGUUACAUCAAGCAGCGUUUCGUUAGAGCCUACGAGGUUGACAGUGUCUAUACCCGCUUUGAGUGUGAGCUCUUUGCAACAGUCUACGUCGAUUGUAGUGACACCUACGAUUGUGUUGACACCAAGUUUGGAAACAAGUUCAAGUGCAUUUUCUUUGUUUACUUCGAGUGCGUCAUCGUCAGUUGAGACUACUGUUGUAUCUGUGAGAACUACUCAGUCGAGUGUUGUCCUUUCUGCUUCGUCGGUGGCUACACCUUCAACUACAGUCUCACCGAUUGUGUCAGUUGUGACGGAUGAGCCGAGGAGUUUGAGUCGUUCUGUUACGCCAACAAGUCAAGAGACUUUGCUUGUGUCGCCUAUUUCAACUAGUUUAGUAGUUUCUUCGACAUUGACGUCAACAGUUGUGUCACCUGAGGUGACAUCGUCUGUCUCUGUGCUAUCAUCGCUGGGUGUUUCAACUGAUGUGACUCCAUCUGUUGAUGUGACUUCAUCUGUUGCUGUGAGUUCAUCUGUUGCUGUGAGUUCAUCUGUUGCUGUGACUUCAUCUGUUGAUGUGACUCCAUCUGUUGAUGUGACUCCAUCUGUUGCUGUGACUCUAUCUGUUGCUGUGACUCCAUCUGUUGAUGUGACUUCAUCUGUUGUUGUGAGGACGCUGUUGCCUACUGCUUCACCUGUUGUGUCACAGACUGGCGCUUCUGUGUUUACGUUACGUUCAACGGUGGUCAUCUUGUCGGAGACGUUGGUGUUCUCACCAUCAAGUUCACUAGUCUUGUCAUCAGUGGUGACGUCAUCUGUCUCUAGCAUUCCCUCUGUGUCUUCUAGCCAGACAGUAAGCGUCACUUCAUCCUUGGUUUCUGCCGUUUCAAUAGAAUCUCUUGCUCCACUGACGUCUGCUGUGAUGUUGACAUCGGCAAUCUCAAGUCUUUCGUCGUCUGUUAGUAUGUCAACUAGUACGUCCAGAUUCUUUGCUGAGUCGCCGUCAGUGACAACAUUGAUUUCAUCGUUGUCAUCAUCAUCUGUUGAUCGUGUGGCUGUAACUUCAGCGAGAAUAUCAAGUCGAUUUACGUCUGUUCCAAGUCCAUCUAUUGACUUUACAUCAUCAAGAAGACCGGUCACAACUACAACACGGCUUGUUGUAUCAUCAACCUCUCCAUCUACGCGAAUACAACCGCCUGCAACUGCACCCCUGACUACCAUCAGAGGAACUGUGAGUGUUACUUCGUCAGUGCCUGUUUUCACACGCCCGGGAUUGACAACAGUGAUUGCAUCUCCAACGGUUGAUGUGUUUACCAGUACUUUAUUGACAUCGAGUCUUCCAGAGCCAUCAAUGAGACUGUCCAGUGUGUUGACAACAGUAGGAGUGUCUACUCCUACUGACCAACCAUCAGUGACUUCAUCAGUAACAGUAUCAACAGUAAUUGCAUCUCCAACGGUUGAUGUGUCUACAAGUACUUUGUUGACAUCGAGUCGUUCAGAGCAAUCAAUGAGACUAUCAAGUGUGUUGACAACAUUAGGAGUGUCUACUCCUACAGUCCAACCAUCAGUGACUUCAUCAGUAACAGUAUUGUCGUUGUCCUCUCGUCCAGCAACUACAUUUGGUACGAGUUCAUCAACCGUGUUGACAACCUCGUUAUUUGUUGGACUGGAACCGUCGACGAGUGUGCCUUCAAGAGUGUUGACUGUUACAGUUACACCAUCAGUAGUUUCCUCAAGAAGAACGUCAUCCAUUUCUUCAUUGUCAUCCAUUUCUACAACAUCUAUCAUCAGUGACUCUUCGGUUGUGUCAGCGGUGUCUCUAUCAUCGGCUGUUGAGUCGUCACGAUCGUCAAUGAGAGUGUUUACUCCCACAGUCAUACCAUCAGUGACCUCAUUGUCAGACCGUAUAUUAGACAGUGUUUCUGUUUUAUCAACGUCUCCAGUGAGCACGCGUAUUAUCAGCAGCUCAGUUGUAUCAACAGAGUCUCUAUUGUCUGUUGAGUUGUCGGCAUCAUCUUUGAGAGUUUCUACUCCCACAGUCACACCGUCAGCGCCUUCAUUAGUCAUAACAUCAUCAGAGCGAACGUCUUUUUUGUCUCCUUCUUUGGUGACUACAAUAAUUGUGAGUAGCAUUUCAACAACGUCUUUGUCAUUCGUUGGGCUGUCACAAUCAUCAUCGAGAGUGUCUACUCUUACAGUCACACCAUCAGUGCCGUCAUCGGUUAUGCCGUCGGUGACUUCAUUGGAGAGUUUAUCAGUUUCAUCUCUAUUGGUGUCCACAAGCAGCAGCUUAGUUGUAUCCACGGUGUUUCUGCCGUCUGUUGAGUUGUCGCGAUCAUCUUUGAGAGUGUUUACUCCAACAGCCGUACCGUCAGUGACCUUAAUAUCAGGCAGUAUAUCAUUUUUGUCUAUGUCUCCUGUGAGCACACGUAUCAUCAGCAGCUCAGCUGUAUCAACAGAGUCUCUGUCGUCUGUUGAGCUGUUACGAUCAUCAUUGAGAGCCUUUACUCCCACUGUUAUACCUUCAGUGACUUCAAUAUCGGACAGUGCACCGUCUUUGCCUACAUCUCCAGUGAGCACAAGUAUUAUGAGCACACGUAUCAUCAGCAGCUCAGCUGUAUCAACAGAGUCUCUGUCGUUUGUUGAGCUGUUACGAUCAUCAUUGAGAGCAUUUACUCCCAGUGUCAUACCAUCAGUGACAUCAUUAUCAGACAGUGUAUCGUCUCUGCCUGUGUCUCCAGUAAGCACAAGCAUUAUCAGCAGCUCAGUUGUAUCAACAGUUUCUCUGUCGUCUGUUGAGCUGUUACGAUCAUCAUUGAGAGCAUUUACUCCCAGUGUCAUACCAUCAGUGACGUCAUUAUCAGACAGUGUAUCGUCUCUGCCUGUGUCUCCAGUAAGCACAAGUAUUAUGAGCACACGUAUUAUCAGCAGUUCAAUUGUAUCAACAGUUUCUCUGUCGUCUGUUGAGUUGUCACGGUCAUCUCUGAGACUGUUUACUCCUACAGUCAUACCAUCAGUGAUCUCAUCAGCAAGAAGUCUGUCUUCCUCGAUUUCUGUAGUUACGUCGUUUGUCAGCAGUGUAUCAACUCCGUUGUCGACUACGUCAUCUGUGCAGAUAUCAUCGUCGGCACAAGAGUCACGAUCUCAGAGACCAUUGACGCCUACAGUCACACCAUCGAUAUCAACACUUACAUCAGGGCUCAGACCAUUUUCUUCUCUUCCUUCAACCUUGUUGAUCAGCAGCUUGACUGUGUCAACCGUGUUUCAGUCAUUUGUUGUAUCGUCAUCAGUUGAAGUGUUGUCACCAGUUGGAAGGUCUACACCAACACUUGAACCGUCCGUUUCUUCACUGAAAACAACAGUCAUCUCUACUUCUCCAGUCGUCUUUACUUCUCCAGUCAUUACACUUGCAAGUAGUUUGGUGAGUGUAUUAGCAACUUUGCCAUUUUCCAUCAGAGUGUUGACAUCAAUGAGUGUCUCUACUCCUACUGUCACGCCUUCUCGAAGUUUGGCAUUUUCAGAAAGAGUCUUAAGUGUGUCGUUAUCAGUUACUUCGUCACCAAGUCCCACAUCAUUGUCUCUACCAAGCACACUGUUUACAUCAGCUCUGACGACUGUUGAGACAACAGCAUCAUCGAGAGUAUUUAGUGAUAUCCGAGCGACACCUACGGUGACGAUUUCUUUGCCAUCUAGAUCAUCAGUAGCGUCACCUGUUGUCACGUCACUAAUUCCUACAACAACAUUGACUCUAAAAUCGACGACUCAAGAAGUCAGCUUUUUUUCCAGUGCAGAAAGAUUGUCAACGGUUGCUUUGUCAAGGACACCAUCAGUCAGUCCAAGCAUACCAUCAGUCAGGCCAAGCAUACCAUCAUCUUCAUCGUUUGUCGAAAUGUUGACAACGCUUGCUCCUAGUGUGACUGUGGCAAGUGUGACUUCAUCGUUUCUAUUUGGAGAUCUGUUGCUUACUACUACAUCGAUACAAUCUCGGUCACGUUUGGUCUCGACUCCAGCUGUAACUUCUUCUCCAACCAUUCGGUUGUCGCCUUCACUAUCUACAGAGACAUCAACGUCAAGUGUCGAAUUGACUUCUAUGGCUCCUACAUUAUUACUGACUCGGUCUGUGGUUAUGUUAUCAUCUCCAGUUGUUUUAUCAUCAGUAGUGACACCAUCUGUAACACCAACUGUAGAGUCAGUAUCGACUGAAAGGGUCUUAUCACUGGUAGAAACAGUUACAAGGCAAGUGACGCCUGUUUUAUCGAGUCUAGUGAUUGAAACUGAUUUGAGGACAACGGUUGUGCUUUCGAGAUCGCAGUUGCGUCCCACAAGAACGCCAUCUGUGACUGCAUCAGCUGUGGUCGCUGAGUCAUUUGUAACUUCAUUAUCUUCAGUUUCAGAGUUGUUUACAGUUUCAGAGUCGUCUGUGAGUCCAUCGCCUCGUGCCACUGAGUCAUUGUUGGUGCCAACAAGUGUGCGGCUUUCUCUCACUCAUUUUGCUACUCCCAGUAAGACACCAUUUCCACCGCUCACCAGGAGUGAUCUUGCAACGUUCACUAUCAGUCCCAGUGUCCUGUUUUCAACUCCAACAGUUUCACUCACACCGCCACCGUCGGUAAAAAUGUCAAGUACCAGUGUGAUUUUUUCCACUCCUUUUACAUCAGUGGCGAGACCGACACUUGGACCUCGACCUACAACAACUGUAGCACUCACUGCAACGAGCAGUUUAGUUGUGUUGAUAUCAUCAUCAGUGUCAGAGUUUGAGACUUUUACCUCAGAAGUCUCACUUUCAACUUCUGCUUUUUCGGCUGUCUUUGUGUCUUCAUCUGUGAUGACGACUGGAUUGGUUGAUGUCGAGGUGACACCAACAUCAGAGCUCCUGUCUUCUGUUUCUACGGCAGUUUCAUCUAGUGUCUCUGCUGUGGUAUCAUCGUCAUCGUUCACUGUUGAUUCAGACUUUGUGAGUUUGGUUUUCACCUCGUCCUUACUUGUUCAACCAACUCCUUCUAUAUCAACAUUUCAGACAUUAUUGGUCACCUCUCGUAUUGCUACUUUUUCAACUCCUCGGCCGACUAUUGUUAUCUCAUCAGUUUUGACACCCACAUCAAUUAGAUCAAUUACAACGAUUACGUCAGUUACACCAAUUACUGCACGACCGUCGUUGUCAACAUCAGUGGCAAUGUCAUCUACUGAAUCGAUAGUUUUGUCUGUACCUUCGUCUACACCAGUUAUCAGACAGACUCCUACAGUAACUCCCUCAUUCUCGUCUUUUUCAGUGAGCAGGGAAACAACGUUGUUAGCAUCGAUUACAAUAGCUUCUGCCAUUACUAUACCGUCUUUAGAGACUGUGGCUACGUUGUCAACUAGUUCAUUGGUGAUACCUUCAUUUCCACGGACACCAUCACCGACACCAUCUGCACCACCCGUCUCAUCUGCCAUUGAAACUUUGGUCAGCACAACAGUAAUAGUCUCAUCUACUUCGUUUGUUGUGUUACCAAUCUCUUCUUCUCUACUGACGCCAUCACCGAGUCCUUCUCUACCACUUUUCUCAUCUACCAUAGAAACAUUGUUUAGCACAACUGUAAGGGAAACUACUGCGUUUACUGUGUUGCCGAUCGCAUCAACCACCAUUGCCACAACUGCUAUUCAGAGACCGUCUCCAACUGUUCCUUCAGCAAGAUUUACUUCAACGAGUUUUACUUCAGCCAGUUUUACUUCAGCAAGUUUUAGGGCGUCUGAUCGUGUGCAGACUCCAAGUGUAACUCCAUCCAUUCAAUUUAGAACGACCACAUCUUUGAUGACGUCAUCAUCCUCAAUAUUUUUUGUUGAGUCGAGUGAAGAGAGCAGUGUCUCCUUUCCCACUCUGAUUCGCACUGUUCCUUCUCCAUCAAGAUCUCUCAUAAAGACGUUUGUGUCGCUGACACCGAGUCGCAGAGUAACAGUUUUCUCAACUCCAACACCUUCUGAAAUGUUGCCAGUCAUAAGUAUUAGGACGACUGUAAUAAUCGAUGAGUCAUUCUUCACGCCAUUUACAUCAGCACUACAGACAUCCUUUGUGUCGACAUCUAUUGCCACCAGUAGUGCUGUCACAACUACAUCUCUAGCUACAUCUCUAGCUACAGCUCUCACCACAUCAUUGUCUCUGGAAUCAUCGGAGCUUGUGAUCUUGACAUCUAGUUUGACUACUUCUAUACAUUCAACUUUCUCAUUCUCGUCAUCUCCAUUUAUUUCCACUGGUACAUCGUUGUUGAUGUCGACUGUAGAGAGCUUAAAUAGGUCAGUCGUUGAAAUAUCAUCUUCUCUUGAAGUAGUGACAUCCACACCGGUGUUAACAACGACUUUUGUGUCAACUGCUGUCCUACCAUCUCUCAUGACAACAUCAUUUCCGAUUCUUGAGUCAUCACUCUUUUCUUUGCUUUCCAGUGUUGUAAUAGCCAACACAUCGAUUGUGGAGACGUCGAAGUCUCUUGUGGAGUCUGUUGAGUCAUCGAGUCCUAUUCAAGUAACAUCUCUUUUGCAGCUUUCUUCUUCACUUGUUCCCACACCAACGCCGUUCCCAACAGAAGUCUCUUCGGUUGUCAUCGCUUUGAACUCCUCGUUUGCACCAGAUGUCUCUGUGUUUGUGACUGUAAGCUCAACAGGAACAUUGAGUGUAUCGUCGUUCAGUUCAUCACCUUCACAGUUGUUUUCUUCUCCAGUGAUUGCGUUUAUCACAUCUUCAGUUGAACAGACAACUUUGAGUUUUUCAUCAUUCUUUGUAUCAUCAUCUCCAUUUGUGUCUCUUCUAACGUCAUCAGCUGAUACUGUUGUGUUCACUAGCAGUGUGAGGAGUGUCUUCUCUACUCAGGAAUUGAGUACUGUUGUCAGUUCUACGACGCAAUUAGUGCCACAGAUUACAACUUCUGUGGUGACAAGUGAAUUGACGCCAUUGUUUACGUUUCAGUCAUCUUUUCAAAGCAGCAGUGCUGUGUUCUCCACACCUGCUACAGUAUCUCCUCUCGAUACAUUGACUGCUCUGACUUCUCUGUCUUCUGUUAGUUCAUCAACGUUUGUGGGUUUUUCAGUUAGUUCAUCAACAUUUGUGAGUUCUUCUGUUGUCAUCAUGUUGACACCCACAGAAGUGAAGAGUUUGUUUUUGUUGGAGACAUCUUUAGUCUCUUCUAUUUCUACUAGUCAACCGUUCAUCACAACUUCUGUUGUCAUUCCUACUUCCUCGUCUACUCCUGUAUUGCUUGUCUCGUCUCCGUCUCUAUUGUCAACAUCUUUUGCUUUCAACUCAACAACAGUCUUCUCACCCGUUGUGUCUUCAACACUAACUUCAUCCAGAUUGCUUACAUCAACACUGCAAUCAAGCUCAAAUGUGUCAUUAGUUGUUGUGAGUACGACUUUGUUAGUGACAAGUCAAGUGCUUGUGUCAUCAACUGGCGAAGUUUCAUCUACUCUUUUGUCAUCAACCAUCAUCUCAUCCACUCCUUUGUUGGUAUCAAGUACUGCGUUAGUUUCAUCUGCUGCAUUUGUCUCAUCUACUCCUGUCAUUUCAUCUCAACUUGUGUCAUCAACUGCAUUGGUUUCAUCAACUGCGUUGGUGUCAUCGACUACGUUUGUUUCAUCUACUGAGUUUGCAUCAUCUACUGCAGCUUUGUCUUCCUCUGUUGUUUCUAGUUCUUUACCCCUCAACUUGACUUCUCUCCUGUCUUCAUCUCCGUCAUUUUCAUCACCAUCAGUCAGCAGCAGCAGUGUUGUGUCAAACACCACUCUACUGUCUCCUUCUUCAAGUCUUUCUCCUGUGGUCACAUCAACUGCAGCCACGUCAACUGCAGUUCCUUCGCCUACGCCAACGACUCCUCCUACACCAACGACUCCUCCUCCUAAUAAUCCUCCUCGCAUUGUAAACAGGCUGCGUGCUGGACCUGCUGGCUUACUGUAUGUACCCUAUUCACUCCAGAUCCCAGCAGCUACAUUCUACGACGACGAGGACGAUGUAGACACAAGAGGCCUUGAUCUCGAACUUCGUAAUCUUGAUGGUUUAGAACUGCCACCCGACUAUUGGGCUCAGUUCAACAAAACUAGUCAGACUGUGGCAGGGAUACCAUUGGCGUUUUCAGAUCUUGGACCAGCAACUUUCGUCUUGGAGGCAAGAGACAGUGCUGGGUUAGUGACAAGAUUGGCUUUCACUAUUUUGAUCAAUUUCAAUUUCCUGACAACGACCAACACCCUGGUUCAGACAUUUGACGUCGACUUCUCGUCGUUCAAUUCCGAUUCUUCACAGAAAGCCGAUCUGGUUGAGAGACUGUCAAGUGGAGCUGGAGUCCAACAAGACUCGAUGCUUGUUCAGUCCUUCACAUCCGGUAGUGUUCGGUUACUAUGGUCGAUAGCAACGGAAUCUUCAUCUGAUUGUGAUAAAAUCGAUGAAGCCUUAGCUCGGAUGGAGUCACCUAACGGGACCCCCACGCCUCAAUUCGUUUCCAUCAUGGGUCCUUUCCCUCCAGUAGGUUCAAUUGAAGUGACAAGGAGUGGACUGUGUGCUGUGACUCCACCAACUGUUUUGAAUUACGUGUCAGGGUUGAGACAAUCAGCAUCGGGACAACAGAGUGACGAAAGCUCAUACAAGAGUCACGUGCUGCCUGGUGUAGUGAUAGCAGGCGCACUGGUGCUGCUAACUGUCUGUGUCCUGGCUUUGUAUCGCUGCAGAAGAAGGAGCCGCAAUAAUGUUGAAGAAGGCACAUUUAUUGAUCGUCGACCGGUUGUAUUUGAUAAUGAAUUCAUCGACGAUGCCGUUGAUAUGGGCCGACCAAUCAGACCGGCCGCUGUGUUUGAGUAUGAACGAAGUGUGUCGCCACCAAGCUUUGUGGACAGUUCGCGCACAACUGGAGAUGCAAGCAGCAGUGGGGUGGAAGGGGGAGACGAAAGUAGUGAACAUUCCGAUGGAGGAAUAAGACGCCAUUACUCUCCACCUUAUCAGCGGCCUCCCCCGCCCGCAUUCCAUCCGGGGAUUGGAUUAGAGCAGCGACCUAAGCCGCGUGUACCCGUAUACCGGAGGCCGCCGUCAUAUCAACCGCCCACGUGACCGGAUGUGGAGAGAAAUUGUUGAUUGUAUAUGUACACUGUGUUAGUAACAUUUAUAGACUCUUUUCAAUGGCAUGUGUUCGUAAAAUGCUUUUAGAGGUAUUGCUAACUCAACCACGUGGUUUGCGUACUGGACAAUUGUGUGGUUGUAAGAUGGACGAUUAGAUUAAGAUUAUUGGCUGUAGUUUGACACUGCCUUUUGACGUAUGUUUCCUGCUCUUUAAAUAGAGAUACUUUAAUUAGA
This is a messenger RNA of Corticium candelabrum, 11120 nucleotides long. RefSeq names its product mucin-17-like. The transcript has 3 exons. Gene Ontology annotation, cellular component: dystroglycan complex; sarcolemma. Gene Ontology annotation, molecular function: calcium ion binding; laminin binding. The record is from RefSeq and is a predicted model, not a curated record. Bases 126 to 10877 code for a protein of 3583 amino acids. NCBI's taxonomy places the organism in Eukaryota, Metazoa, Porifera, Homoscleromorpha, Homosclerophorida, Plakinidae. Gene Ontology annotation, biological process: nerve development; axon guidance; muscle attachment.